Molecule: messenger RNA, 1952 nt
Organism: Thrips palmi
Lineage: Eukaryota; Metazoa; Arthropoda; Insecta; Thysanoptera; Thripidae
Exons: 3
Coding region: 59-1543 (494 amino acids)
Molecular function (GO): zinc ion binding
Source: RefSeq, a predicted model, not a curated record
AGAGGGCCUUAUAAUAACCAGUUCUGAGUCAGAAGAUGUCAUCCAUGAAGGAUUGAAGAUGCUCAUGGAUAUAGUUACCUCAGAUGCCUUUGGGGGUCGUGGCUCUCAGGGUCCUCAAAUAAUAAUGACAGAUGACUCAACCAGCGAAAGAAAUGCACUGAAGCGUAUGUUCCCAGGAAUAAUAGCUCUACUUUGCUUGUUCCAUGUGCUGCAAGCUAUGUGGCGGUACAUUUGGGAUAGCAAACACAAAGCUGACUCCAGUGACAAACUUGAAAUUUACAUUUUAUUCAGAGAUGUGUGCUAUGAACAGAAUGAAGAUGAUUUUAAAGAAAAAUAUGAAAGUAUGCUUGCUUUCCCCAAAGUGAAGGCAAAUUCUGGACUCGUGAAACAUUUCAAGGACCUAUAUGAGCGAGCCCCUGAAUGGGCCCUUGCCUACAGAGUUGACCUGCUCACUAGGGGUAACAACACCAACAAUUACUCCGAGGCAACAGUUAGACUGAUGAAAGACCUUGUGUUCCAGCGCUUAAAAGCCUACAGUGAGGUUCAAAUGUUUGACUUCUUUACUACCAGACUUGAAGCCUUCUUUGAAAGAAGACUUGCAAAUGUAUUGAAUGGUCGUCAAGAGAAUUACUGGAAGUCAAAGCAUUUCAUCCAUCCAUCAAAACUGGCCCCACUUCGAUGUGAGAAGUCUCCUCAAGAAGGAUUUUAUUUGGUGAAAAAUGUGGAGCGCAAAACUGAGUAUGUUGUAGACAUGAAACAUGAAGUGUGCUCAUGUCAUGUGGGCCGAAACGGUGCUCCAUGCAAACAUCAAAUGGCGGUUGUCCAGAGCUUUAAUAUUAUGUCUACCCAACUCCUUCCUAUUGACCUUGAGUCCAAACUAGCUCUGCAUAAAAUAAUGACCACUGUCUCUGCGCCACCUGAAUGGUAUGCUCCUCUAAAGGGAGGGCCCUAUGUUCCAAAUAAUGCAGGAACAGUCGCAGCAGAUAUUUCUUUGGAUAACCAAGACACCACCCUAGACGGUGCUGGCGCCUCUGAGGAGCUGGAUUUUGCAGCUGGAUCAACUACAGAAAGUGGCACCAUCUUUGACCAGGCUAAACUCUCUGCAGCAUUGGAAAAGUGGGAAGAUAUCAAUACCUACAUGAUAAACUCGCUGAAGUCAAGGCCUGAUGUAUUUGUUGAUGCUGUAGACAAAUUUAGUGUCAAGUUCCAGAGGGCUAAAGAUUCCUCAGAAAACCAGUUGCUGUCUGCAUUCCAUACAUUCAAUAGGCAGGCUGCUGGUCAUCGUUCAGUUGUGCGCAAGUACAUCUAUUCAAACAGCAGCAGCAUCCAGAAGAGAAAACAGCCCUCCCUUGGUGGCAGGAAGUGCACCCAUCAGGGAAGACCACCAAAGUCUGCAUACACCACUGAACAUGGUUAUCCUAAAUCCAAAGCCAAAAAAACAGCAGGGAACAUUGCCCCAACAAAGAGAAGUGCCAUCCCUCACAGUCUGGCUCUCAAAGUUUCAGAGCAAUCUCAACCAAAGAAACCAAGAUUGAAAUUGUGAAUUCUCUUUCUGUCCUUCAAAAACAUUCAUUUCCCCAAUAUCUUGUUUGUGUAUUGCAUAAUGAUGAUGAAAUGAUGUGGGUGUUUCCUGACAAUGUGUAUCCAAAGCCUUGUCAUCCAAAGCAUAAUGUUUAAGAUAUUGCUAGUCUGUGAUUCUGCUGAGUUUACCCAAAGAUAGGAAAUAAAUGAGAUUAUACAGUAUAGUUCGUAACGCAAAUUUUAUUUACCAGAAUUCUUAGAAAGACAGAGCUUCUUGCGAGGUUUGAAAAUUUCAAGACCAAGAACGUCACAAGAAGUAGAGAACAAUUGUGAUAUUGUAUUUGGAUCUAACUGCAACCAGUAGCUGCAGAAAUGCCUUAUGUGUGAUACAAUUUUGGGAUAGCAUAAGUAUUCACUCCUAAAAUGCUUUU